Molecule: messenger RNA, 1594 nt
Organism: Linum tenue
Lineage: Eukaryota; Viridiplantae; Streptophyta; Magnoliopsida; Malpighiales; Linaceae
Source: the annotation of a GenBank genome assembly
CUUUCACCGAAAUCGAGUCGAUGCAUACAGACUAUAAAUUUGUUUUGCUGGAGGAAGGAACGUCGCAGAACCCAAUUCAAGUCGGCAUAUAUACCUCGUUGUAUACUUCUCCCCCUUCUUGUCACGAGGCUUGUCGUCGAUUUCAAGAAUUACGAGGACGAGCAAUGCUCUAAUAAGUUGCCGCUUAGCUUGCUCCUUUCUCGCUGACUGGAUCCGCUCCCUCUCUCCGACGACAGCUCCAACACUGUCGACGACUGUGCUCAAAAGGAACAACUUGAUCCUUUUUCACUCGUUGCUGAUGAGUUAUCGCUUCUUGCCAAAAAGUUGCGGGAAAUGGUAGUUGCUGAGGUUCCCAAGCUCGCAUCAGCUGCUGAAUACUUCUUUAAAAUUGGAGUGGAAGGGAAGAGGUUCCGCCCAACGGUGUUGUUGCUGAUGGCAACAGCUCUAAAUGUGCACCUACCUAAUGGUGGUGCUCCCAUGGCUGCAGAGCUACGUGCAAGACAGCAACUUUUAGCAGAGAUCACAGAGAUGAUUCAUGUAGCAAGUCUUCUCCAUGACGAUGUUUUGGAUGAUGCAGACACGAGACGUGGUAUCGAUUCGUUAAACUUUGUGAUGGGCAACAAGGUAUCAGUCCUAGCUGGAGAUUUCCUACUUUCAAGAGCUUGUGUAGCACUAGCUUCUUUGGGGAACCCUGAGGUCGUUUCACUAGUGGCGAAAGCUUUGGAGCAUCUUGUAACUGGUGAGACCAUGCAGAUGACUACUACCACUGAGCAACGUUGUAGCAUGGAAUAUUAUAUGCAAAAGACUUACUACAAGACUGCAUCUCUGAUUUCCAGUAGCUGCAAGGCAGUUGCCCUUCUUGCUGGGCAAACUGGUGAAGUGGCAACACUGGCUUUUGAGUAUGGAAGAAAUCUGGGUAUGGCGUUCCAGUUGAUAGACGAUGUUCUUGAUUUCACUGGCACGUCUGCUUCACUUGGAAAAGGAUCACUGUCAGACAUACGCCAUGGAAUAGUAACUGCUCCGAUACUAUUUGCCAUGGAGGAGUUUCCCCAGCUGCGUGCAAUUAUUGAUCAAGGAUUCAAGGAUCCCAAGAAUGUGAACCUUGCACUUGAAUACCUUGGAAAGAGCCAUGGAAUACAAAGGACAAGAGAGCUUGCUGCACAACAUGCUAGCCUUGCUGCAGAAGCUAUUGAUUCUUUACCGGAAACUAUUGAUGAGGAUGUGCAGAGGUCGAAGCGAGCUUUGAUAGACAUCACACAACGAGUAAUCAGCAGGAACAAGUAACAAGAAAGGCCCACACCUGAGUCCUUGCUUGGCAUAAUGGACUGCACAAUAUUUUUGCAGUAAUUUUGUUCCAGUGUUCCUAUAAUUCGAGAGAAAAUUAGUUCCCCCUCUCAUUAAUCUAACUGCUUUAAGGGUGGGGCGGACCAAUGCUGUCUAGAUCAGUAUAAAUUCUGCUCCAAAUCAAUCCCAGAUUAGCUGCAGUGAAGUUUAUUGUUUUCUAGUUUUUGUGUUGUUAUAAUCAAGUUGCCUAUCGGCCUGGUCAAUGAUUUUUCUUCUAUAUACUACAUGGUAGCUCGAUUUAUUUCCAGUG